CCGUAGUUUGGCCUGCAUAUAACUUCUUCCUGUCUGAGUAACCGGACGUGCGUGCUGAAGGUCGUGAAUUAAACGAAGUCCACAAUGUCACUUCCAAGACCAGUGAUGAGAGGCCUCCUUGCCAAACGUUUGAGGUUUCAUUUGCCCAUCGCGUUCAGUCUUUCCAUCGUUGCAGCAAUCGCCUUCAAGUACGCCGUAACAGAGCCCAGGAAACAGGCGUAUGCUGACUUCUACAAAAAUUACGAUGCAAUGAAGGAGUUCAAUGCUAUGAAGGAGGCUGGUGUUUUUGAAAGUGUCAAAGACGUUGAAAAAUAAACCUGUCUUGUUAUGUUGCCCCUGCAUUCCUGCUCUACAACUGAAUCUUUAUAAGAUUGUCAGAUAUGAACAUUAAUGUCUGAUGUUCUUAUUAAUAUAAAAUAAAACUAUUGACAACCACCAUGCGGUACUGGCUUAUUUGUACUUGUACAUGAAAAUAAAUGUUGAAACCUGA
Messenger RNA from Puntigrus tetrazona (Sumatra barb), 490 nucleotides. Its product is annotated as cytochrome c oxidase subunit 6C-1. The transcript is spliced from 4 exons. NCBI's taxonomy places the organism in Eukaryota, Metazoa, Chordata, Actinopteri, Cypriniformes, Cyprinidae. Bases 85 to 315 code for a protein of 76 amino acids. The record is from RefSeq and is a predicted model, not a curated record. Gene Ontology annotation, biological process: mitochondrial electron transport, cytochrome c to oxygen.